This is a messenger RNA of Rhodotorula graminis WP1, 4732 nucleotides long. RefSeq lists its product as uncharacterized. Gene Ontology annotation, molecular function: RNA binding. The coding region runs from base 1 to 4473 and encodes 1490 amino acids. The record is from RefSeq and is a predicted model, not a curated record. NCBI's taxonomy places the organism in Eukaryota, Fungi, Basidiomycota, Microbotryomycetes, Sporidiobolales, Sporidiobolaceae. The transcript has 12 exons.
AUGGCCGCCGCUGCCGACACGAGGCCGGCGGGCUCUCCUCCCUCGGCCCUCAAGAGCCGUACUCGCGAGCUGCAGCAAGAAGACUCGCUCCUGUCGUCGAGCCUCCCGCCGUCGCUCUCGUCUGCACCGCCUCCUCUUCCUCCUCCUCAAGUCCACCUCCACUCGUCGCCCGAGUCGUCUCUCCUCCUCCCGACUGUCCAAGAGCACGGUCCGUCGCACCCGGUCGCCGCGACCCCGUCGCAGUUCGCCCUGUCCGGCCGGCCACGAGCGGGCACGCUCCCGUCGACGUUCCUCACGUCGUCGUCGAGCCUGCGCUCCCGCCUCGGCGCAGCCGACAGCCUCCUCCUCCCGACGACGGCGCACGGCGGUGCGGCGUCCCUCCCCGGCUCAGGCCCGACCACGCCUCUCGACCAGCCCUUCCCCUCGGCGCUCAUCCCGCCCGCACCCGCCUCGACCUCGUCGGCCUCGCACUCGCGCCUGCGCUCGGGCUCCCUCACCCUCCCGAGCUCGAGCCUGUCGUCCGUGUUCGGCUCGGGCGUCUUCUCGAGCGGCGACUGGUCGCCCAACACGCUCGGUAACGGCGCGCCAGGCGGCAGCAGCCCGGCGGCGCCCGGACCUCCUCGCCGACUCGGCGGCGUCGGCGACGUGCGCAGCCCGGACGAGAGCGCCUACGGCGAGGACUCGCACCUGCGCACGCUCGACUACCUCGGCCUCGCCGACGAGUCGUCCGGGCCAAGCAACGCGGCGAGCGAGAGCCUCCUCCCGUCGUCGACGAGCGCGUUCGCGCCGGCGUACUCGGCGGCGCCGAUGCAGCGGCUCGGAUCGGCGGGGAGCGUGCAGCCGAGCUCCAGCGGGCUGAACGGGUUCGGCGCGGCGACGCACUCGCGGCUGCGGAGCCACACGUUGGCCGCCUUCCCGCGGUCAUCUUCGCCCGCCGAGGCGCUCCUGCACCGGUCGUACCCUCCUCCCUCGUCUCUCCCUCCUCCCUCGUCGUACCUUAGCUCGUCCCUCGUCAGCUCCCCCGCACCUCUCGUCGGCGUCGCCUCGCCCGACGACCCGUACUCGCACUCGCACUCGUCGCCGUCGUCGUCGGCCACGCCCCGCCACCGCUCGACCAGCUCGACCGACUCGAGCCGCCUCCUGUACGCCACGGCCGUCAACCUCACCGAGCCCUCGCCGCACUCGGGCCCCGAGCCGCCGCGCCCGUCGCCCCUCGUCACCCUCCUCCCUCCCUCGUCCUCGUCGAGUGACGCCGUCGCCUCGACCACGUCCUCGUCCGGGCACAGCUCCGCCGGCGGCUUCGGCAACCACGAUCUGCCCGCUCGCGGACGCGCAGCGACGAUCGGCAUCCUCGACGACUCGAAGAGCGAGAUGUACUCGCGCCGGCGCGCCGGCACGACGGCGGGCAUCCCGCCGCGGCACCUCGGCAUCGGAGCGGACGUCGCGGCGGGGGGAGGAGCAGGAGGAGACGGCGGAGCGGGAGGCGCAGGGGUGGGGCCGGUGCAGGCGAUGGCGUCGAGGAUGGGGCGACUCGGCAUCAGCGAGGACCCGGCAAACCCGGCCGCCGGCUGGGCCAGCCUCGGCCGUCCGCCAACGCCCGAGGGCGCCAUCUCGCUCACGCCGCCGGUCCAACAGCCGACCCGCAGCCUUUGGGUCGGCAACCUCGACCCCAAGACGUCGCCCGCCGACCUGCAGGAGGUCUUUGCGCCAUACGGCGCCAUCGAGAGCUUGCGCCUCAUCCCGGACAAGGAGUGCGGCUUCGUCAACUUCGUGUCGGUCUCGGACGCCAUGCGCGCCAAGGAGGACGUCCUGAACCGCCUCGGCGGGCAGCUCACCAAGACGAGCGGGCUCGUCCGCAUCGGCUACGGCAAGGCCGAGUCGACCCCGGCCCCGACCGCGCCGGGCCUCAUCCACCCUCGCUCGACCGCCGCGCCCGCGCAGCUCCCCGGCGACCUCAACCUGCAGACGCAGCCGACGAGGGCGCUCUGGGUCGGCUCAAUCCCGCCGACGACCACGCCCAACCACCUGCUCGCCGUCUUCUCGGCAUUCGGCGCGAUCGAGAGCGCGAGGGUCCUCACGCACAAGUCCUGCGGCUUUGUCAACUUUGAGCGCCUCGACGACGCCGUCGCCGCUCGCAAGGCCCUGUCGGGUCGCGAGAUCCUCGGCGUCGAGGUCGGGCCCGUCCGCAUCGGGUUCGCCAAGGUCCCGAGCAAGGUGUCGCAGGCGCCGUUCGCCCACCACGUCAACGGCGACGGCACGCCCGCCUCGUCGUCGUCGGCCUCGAACGGCAUCAACGGCGGCGGCGUGGGCUCGUUCCCGCACGUGUUCGGCGCCGUGUCGCAGCUCAGCGGCGCGUCGGGCAUCCCGGUCGAGCGCCAACUCGCAGACGGCCACGUGCACGACUACCGCAGCAACCUCGUCAUGGGCCUCGUCUCGAACGGCCACUACGCGAGCGCGCACGCGUUCCAGCAGCCGGGCGGGCCCUCGUCGGCGUCGGCCGCAUUCGGCGGGCAGCAGCAGCAGCAGCAGGAGGUCAACGGCAACGGCAAGGUCGUCGAGACGAGCAGGGCGACCGUCAACGAGAUGCAGAUGCUCAUGCGCGAGUUGAGCCAGGGCGACGACGAGCUCGAGGAGCAUGUCGCCGCUGUCGCAGAAGUUCGUCCGCCUCAGACCUACUACACGUCGAUCCCGCUCGCCGUCCUGAGCGACCCGCGCUUCGCCCGUCGCUAUGCGCAGCACGAGGCGCCCCGACUGCGCGAGAUCCGCAAGCGGCUCGACGCCGAGCCGUCGACGGACGAGGUUGACGCGAUCGCGGCCGACUUGAUGGACGAGGUCGUCCCGCUCGCGUCCGACUACAUCGGCAACACGCUCGUCCAAAAACUUUUCGAGCAGACGUCGAAGCCUGUCCGCAAGCUCAUGCUCGAGCGCAUCUCGCCGCACCUCGCCCCGAUCGGGACGCACAAGAACGGUACCUGGGCCGUGCAGAAGAUCAUCCAGUGCGCCGAGGACGACGACGAGUUCGCCAUCAUCGAGCAGAGCCUCGCGCCGUACACGCCGCCGCUCCUCCUCAACGACUUCGGCAACUACGUCGUCCAGGGCGCGCUGCGCUUCGGCUCGCCAUGGUCCGAUUUCGUGUUCGACGCCAUGGUCGACCGCAUCUGGGAGAUCGGCUCGGGCCGCUUCGGCGCGCGCAGCACGCGGCAGACGCUCGAGAGCCCCGAGACGCCGCCUCUUCAGCGCAAGCGCGUCGCGGCCGCCAUCGUCCUCAACGCCAUCCCGCUCGCGACGAGCUCGAACGGCGCCCUCCUCCUCACGUGGCUCCUCGAGUCGUCGGGCCUGCCCAACCGGUACUCGCUCGUCGCGCCGCGCUUCGUGUCGCACCUGUCGCACCUGUGCACCCACAAGCUCUCGUCGCAGUCGCUCAUGCGCGUCAUCAACCAGCGCGAGGACGACGAGGCGCAGCGCAUCAUGGUCGACGCCCUCGUCGACCCGGCCGCCAAGGUCCUCGAGGACGUCCUCAAGGACCACAUGAACGGCGUCGCGUGCGUGCACAAGGUCGCCGCCUCGACCUACCUGAGCGGCGAGCGUCGCGAGCAGGUCUUUGCCCGCGUCAAGGAGGUCCUCGAGACGCUCGGCGUGCAGGGCGCGCCGGCGUUCCGCAAGCUCAUCGACGAGGUCGGCGGCGAGUACCUCGGCCCGUCGCCGGGCAGCACGCCGCCGCCGCCGCAGGGCCAAGGGCACUACGGCGGCGGGCGCCAGAACCCGCGCGCGUCGCCGCAGCAGGGCUUCGGCGGUCCGAGCGGCGGGGCCUCCGGCCUCCCUCUUCCUCCUUCUUCGCCACACUCGGUCUCGCCGCAGUUCCAGCGCCGCGGUCCGCUCGGCCCUCCUCCACCGCCGCCGCACCACCAGCACCUCAACUCGCACCACCUCCACCCUCAGCAUCAGCCUUUCGGCUCGCCCGCCAUGGCCUCGUACCCGUACGGCCCGCCGCCUAUGGGGUAUCUCCUUCAGUACGGCGCGCCCAACGGUUACGGCGGCUACGCGAGCCCGUACUACGGCGGCGACGGCGCGACCCUUCCUCCUCCUCCCUCCCUCUUCAACCCCGGCUCGCCCUACUCGCCGUCGUUCGCCCCUCCCGGCUCGGCCAGCAGCGGCCCUGCGUCGCCAGCUCGCUCGCCACACAUGCAGCACCCGGGCUUGCCGCCGUUCUCGCCCGGCUUCGGCCCCGGCGGCGUCGGUGGCGCAGGAGGCGCCGUCUCGCCGGGCUACCCGUCGAUCAGCAGCCCCGACCCUUUCUCUGCGCUCAGGGUCGGCGACGGCGGCGGCUUCAACCCGGCGUUCUCGCCGAUGGGCUCGCCACCGCCGCCGCCGCCGCCCUACUUUGGCGGUUUCGGCGCGUUCGCCGCGCAGCAGAACGGCGCAGGCGGGCCCUUCGACGUCGGUGCGGGUCACCCCGGCAGCGUCGGCUACUAGGCUCACACCUCUUUCCCUCCUCCCUUACCCCUCUUUCCGCCUCUCCCUCGCAUAGCCCGUCGUCUGUUCGAGUCUACUCUCUCGCACUGCACCCGCCGUACCCCCUCCCAGCCCGCAUUUUCCUCUCUCUCUUCCCCUUUCCUCGCCCUGUCGGAUUCGCUUUCUGCUCUUUCCCCUCCUCUCUUCCCCUCCCCUUCGUGCUUGUAGCAACUCUCGACGGACAGUCGCACCGAAACUUUAGCUGCACCUUCUCGUUCUC